AGCUGGGACAGGAGGAAGAAAACCCUCCUGUUGCAUUGUGGGCAAUAGUGACGUUUCAAGCCUAAGAUGGCUGCCUAAUGCUGCUCUAUGGGCUCGAAAGUAACGCUAAAUGAAAUAACUACUGAGCUUCCUGUACUCAGCUCAGGAAGGAAUUACAGAUGAACAGUGAAGUAAAGUAAAUGCAAGUAUAUGGGAAAAUUAUAUAACUUUUGUUUUUGCUGUAUGUGAAAAGAAAUUGUUGUGCUCUGCAGUUCUCCUUUAACAUUCAUCCGUGUCUAAACAAUCCCAGUCACCAAUACUGAUAUCAUUCUGUCUGUUAUUUUGAUUAUACAGGACACAGACCAGACAUAGUGCGGAAUUCUCAGUACGAAACACGUUGUCCUUUAUUGAAAUAAAACGUAUAAUUUUUUUAGCCAGUAGCUCAUGACUAGCACAUAUCAUCCACAAAUACAUUAGAAUUCUGGAGACCAUCGCAGGUUGAUUCCCAUUGUUCUUCCUCUGGCAUUCCUGGAUUGUUUUACCAUUACUUCCCCGAGUUCAAUCAGACAUGGAAGGGGGAAGGCCGCAUUCUCCAUAUAUGCAGAGGCUUUCAAGGUUGUUGUGUAUAAAGCAUAACAAUAUUGAGUUUCCCUUAUUUAGUGCUGAAUAUUCCUGACUGGUACUAUAAGAAAAUUAACUACAAGUAACAACUCGGCUCUUUAGAUGUGAUCACAAUGUAGGCCCUAAACCUCCAGCAGAUAGAAUAUAUUACUAUGACAAGUGUCCACGAACAGGUUAAUAGUGACUGAUCCUGUGCUGCCCCGCCCUGUGGAGACAAGUGUAAACCCGCCCUCUGGUUUCUGAGCAGGAGAGAGCUGUUGUUUCCUUUCUCUCCUCCUGUUAGCCAUGGCAUCUUCUGCUCUGAGAGACGAACUGGACUGUUCCAUCUGUCUGAACACUUAUACAGAUCCUGUAAUGCUGAGAUGUGGACACAACUUCUGCCGGGUCUGUAUUGAUCAUGCACUGGAUGCACAGGACCAGUGUGGAGUUUAUUCCUGUCCUGAAUGCAGAAAAAGGUUUACACAGCGGCCGGCAUUGAUCAGGAACAUCGUUCUGAGGAAAAUAAUGGAGAACUUCCUGGUUACUCAUCCAACACCGACAGAAACCGGGAUCUUCUGCACUUACUGUGUGGACUCUCCUGUCCCUGCUGUGAAGUCCUGUCUGCACUGUGAGGCUUCUCUGUGUGAUAAACAUCUAAGAACUCACAACAAGUCACCAGAACACGUCUUGUCUGAGCCCAGAACUUCUCUGGAGAACAGGAAAUGUUCUGUCCAUAAGAAGGUCCUGGAAUAUUACUGCAAUGAGGAUGCUGCUUGUAUCUGUAGGUCCUGCUGUCUGAUUGGUGAACACAAUGGACAUAAGAUGGAGUCACUAGAUCAGGCCUCUAAAAACAAGAAGAAGAAACUGAGAAAUGUUCUCCAGAAGCUGAUCACAAAAAGAGGGGAGACUGAGAAAAGAGUCCAGAGUCUGGAGGAGCACAGAAGAAAAGCUCAAGAGAAAUCAUCUGGAGAAGCGGAGAGAGUCACUGCCCUGUUUCUAGACAUGAGGCGACGGCUGGACGACCUGGAGAAGAAGGUCCUGAGUGAGAUCUCCAGGCAGGAAAAGGAAGAGUCACUGUCACUGUCUGCUCUGAUCCAUCAGCUGGAAAUAAAGAAGGACGAGCUGUCCACGAAGAUGAGACACAUUGAGGAGCUGUGUAACAUGACGGAUCCACUGACUGUCUUACAGGAACCAGACACAGGUGACUUGUGUGAUCCUGAGGAGGGGGGAGGGGAUGAGGACACAGGGGGACAUGAUCAACAGCCCCAUGAUGUAGAUGAUCUGGAUAUGACUGUGAUCUCAGACACAUUCCACACAUUAUGUGACAUAAUAUCAGGUAUAAGGUUCUCUGUGGAGGAUCCUACAAAUAUAUUACUGGAUGUAAACACGGCUCAUAAUACUCUCCAUAUAUCAGACGACCUGAAAACUGCAACAUGGACAGUAAAGAAACAGAAUCGUCCAGAAACAGCAGAGAGAUUCCAGAAAUAUUCUCAGGUGAUGAGCAGAAGGAGAUUUACCUCAGGACGACAUUACUGGGAUGUGGAGAGCAGUAAAUCAGGGGAUUGGAUUGUGGGGAUGUGUUAUCCCAGUAUAGACAGGAGGGGAGAUCAGUCAUCAAUUGGAGAUAAUAACAAGUCCUGGGGUUUGGAGAGGUAUGAUGAAGAGUAUUCAGUGAAACAUGACAGAAAAAAGAUCCAGUUACCUUACAAGAUCUCCAGUGAUAAAGUAAGGAUAUAUCUGGAUUAUGGGGCCGGGCAGCUGUCCUUUUAUGAGCUGUGUGACUCCAUCAGACACUUACACACCUUCACCACCACCUUCACCGAGCCCCUUCAUGCUUUAAUAUUAAUAUGGGAAGGUCCUAUAAAGAUAUUAGGGGGAGGUAGAAACUGGAAGAAACCAUCAUAACCUUAGAAACUGCUGAGAGAAACCAAAAUUCUGAUUGGUGGAUUAUUUAGCCAAUGGGAUGAAUGAGAAGGCGGGGCUACAGGUGAUAAUUCCUAUAUGGCAGACGUCCUUAUGACUAGAUCACAUGGUCUCAUUGAUGACACAUCUAUAUAUUGGGGUAAUCAGGUGUUUAGAGGAUUAUUUAUGACUUAAUAAUAUUAACCCUUAACAUCUUAUCCCCUAUCCAAAGGAUUGCUGGGGAUCCUCCUGCUGCACCCCACCGUCAUCACUGCUCAGAGCGAACUCGCUCUGUGUCUGAUGAUGGGCGAUACAGGGGCCGGAGCACAAUGCUCCAGCCCCUGUAUCGCCUGUCAUCAGGCACAGAGGAAAUUUCAACUUUUGUGUUUUAUUUUUCUCCACACCUUCUAAGAGCCAUAACUCUUUCUUUAAUUUUUCCAUCCAUAGACCCAUAUGAGGGCUUGUUUUUUGCGUGACUAAUCGUUCUUUGAAAUGACAGCUUUCAUUUUACCAUGAAAUAUACGGAGCAACCAAACAAAUAUUAUUAGGGGGGGGGGGAUUCAUAAGAAACUGCAAUUUUGAAAAUUUUGGGUGCUUUGGCUUUUAAGCAGUGUACUUUAUGGUAAAAAUGUUAUUUUCUCUUUAUUCUGUGGUCAAUACAAUUAAAACAAUACCUAAUUCAUAUAGUAUUUCUAUUAUGUAAGUAAGUAGAUUUUUCCUUAACAAAAUCAAAAUGCCUAAAAUUGCCCUUUUCUGACUCCUCUAAUUUUAUUUGUCUGAAUAUGGGGAUUUAUGAGAGCUAGUUUUUUGUUGCAGUGAUCUCUUGCUUUUAUUGGCAUCCUCUUUGUUUUGAAGGGCCUUUUUGAUAAUUUUUUAUUUUGUUCUGAUAUAUGAUGUGAUAAAAAAAUCAGUAUUUUUCAGUGUUUGCUUGUUUUUUUACGUUUACUCUGUUUUAUUGUGCGGGAUUAAAAAAGUUAUAUUUUAAUAGUUUAGACAGCCACACGCGACUAUAACAAAUAUGUUUAUUUAAUUUUGUUGUAAAAAACAGAAAAUAAGGAUG
Messenger RNA from Hyla sarda, 3541 nucleotides. RefSeq names its product E3 ubiquitin/ISG15 ligase TRIM25-like. Bases 886 to 2484 code for a protein of 532 amino acids. Gene Ontology annotation, molecular function: protein binding; zinc ion binding. Lineage: Eukaryota; Metazoa; Chordata; Amphibia; Anura; Hylidae. The transcript is spliced from 2 exons. The record is from RefSeq and is a predicted model, not a curated record.